GUACGAAAACGAGAUCCGUUAAAUUCGGUUAAAAUAAUAAUGAAGUUCGCUAUUGCCCUGUGCCUGCUGUUGGCCACCAGUGGCUUUGCCCUGGUGCCCAAGCAUUCCGGCGACUUGAUUUCCAUGCUGACCCGCCAGCAGUUCGCCGUGCGCACUUUAAUGGCCGCUCCCGAAGCUCGGGACGAAUCCACCCUGAUCUCCGACUGCUUCAACCACUAUCUGGAGGAGCAGACCAAUGUGAUCAUGGGCUACAACCAGCAGUACACCGGAUGCCUGAGGACCGCCCAGAUGGGCCGGGAUGAGCUCACCAACGAGAGUGCCUCGGAGCGAGAGGCCCUCCUGGAUCGCACCAACUCCAUGUGCUCCAGCCUGACGAAGUGCGACGAACUCGUGGAUGGCCUGAAGUUCUUCGACUGCUACCGCAAUGCCUCCUCUGACAGCUACAAGGUGAUGUUUACCCUGAACAGUGAUUCCAGCCUGGAUUUCAACCGCAUCAGCGCCAAAUACAGCGUGAUCGAGACCGAUCUUACCGCCUGUGUGGAUAUGGCUCGCGUUGAUUAUGCCCACGACAUGGACAGCUGUGAUGAGAGUCUAACUGUCUGCCUGAACGGAGGCGAGUCUCCGAGCACAGCUGCACCCACCACCGCUGCUCCCACUACCGCUGCUCCCACCACCGCUGCUCCCACCACUGCCGCUCCAACUACAGCUGCUCCCACCACAGCUGCUCCCACCACUGCUGCUCCCACCACAGCUGAUCCCACCACAGCUGCUCCCACCACAGCUGAUCCCACCACAGCUGCUCCCACCACAGCUGCUCCCACCACAGCUGCUCCCACCACAGCUGCUCCCACCACAGCUGCUCCCACCACAGCUGCUCCCACCACUGCUGCUCCUACCACAGCUGCUCCCACAACGGAUGCUCCCACCACAGCUGCUCCCACCACAGCUGCUCCCACCACAGCUGCUCCCACCACAGCUGCUCCCACCACAGAUGAUCCCACCACAGCUGCUCCCACCACAGCUGCUCCCACCACAGCUGGUCCCACCACAGCUGCUCCCACAACGGAUGCUCCCACCACAGCAGCUCCCACCACAGCUGCUCCCACCACAGCUGCCCCCACCACAGCUGCUCCCACCACCGCUGCUCCUACCACAGCUGCUCCCACCACAGCUGCACCCACCACUGCAGCUCCCACCACUGCUGCUCCUACUACCGUUGCUCCCACCACCGAGCGGCCACCAGAGGAAGACAUCAACAGAUCUAUUCCCUUGUCCCGGAGUGGAGUUUUGAACCUAAUGAAGCGCUUCUUCUAAUCGUAAAAGCUUAUAAAUUAUUUAUUGCAUUCACUUGAAGAUUUUAAGUGCCGUAAAAGUCACAAUAAAAGCGGUUGCGUAAAUAACGUAGAA
This is a messenger RNA of Drosophila elegans, 1407 nucleotides long. RefSeq names its product salivary glue protein Sgs-3. The coding region runs from base 40 to 1314 and encodes 424 amino acids. The record is from RefSeq and is a predicted model, not a curated record. Lineage: Eukaryota; Metazoa; Arthropoda; Insecta; Diptera; Drosophilidae. The transcript is spliced from 2 exons.